Messenger RNA from Dama dama (fallow deer), 3199 nucleotides. RefSeq names its product BMP/retinoic acid inducible neural specific 1 (gene BRINP1). The coding region runs from base 400 to 2685 and encodes 761 amino acids. The record is from RefSeq and is a predicted model, not a curated record. Gene Ontology annotation, biological process: negative regulation of mitotic cell cycle; positive regulation of neuron differentiation. NCBI's taxonomy places the organism in Eukaryota, Metazoa, Chordata, Mammalia, Artiodactyla, Cervidae. The transcript is spliced from 8 exons.
CGGGCCCCACGGCUGCGAACUGAGCUGGCGCGGGGAGGGAGGGACGAGGCAAGCGCAGGCGAGCGAACGGGCGAGAGAGGCAGAGUGCGAGCCGCCGCCGGGGCGCCGGGAGGCAGAGGCACUCGGGACCGCCUUCCGGAGCCGGGAUUCAUGCCUGUCCUCGGGACCAGCGAAGGGGUCUUGACGGCUGAGUAUGAGCCAGGCUGCUAGGAGCCAGGUACCCCCACGCCUGCAGUCCCCGCGCCGUUCCCGGUAUGCGAGCUGGACGCAGGGCUCUCCCAAGUUCCCUCCGAGCCGAAUAAAAAGCGUCCGCCCGCAGCUCUCCGCCAAAGACGGACGUUGACUCCAGGACUCCACAGAAUGGAGCAAGAAUGAGAGGAAAAAGGCCGGCAGAAAAGCAUGAACUGGAGGUUUGUUGAGCUCCUCUACUUCCUGUUUGUAUGGGGCCGUAUCUCAGUGCAGCGCUCCCACCAGGAACCAGCUGCAACAGACCAACAUGUCUCCAAGGAAUUUGAUUGGCUUAUCUCAGACAGGGGGCCUUUCCACCACUCCAGGAGCUACCUAUCCUUUGUGGAAAGACACCGUCAAGGAUUUACAACCAGAUAUAAAAUAUACAGGGAGUUUGCCCGUUGGAAGGUGAGGAACACAGCCAUCGAGAGGAGAGACCUGGUCCGCCACCCCGUGCCCCUCAUGCCGGAGUUUCAGAGGAGCAUCCGGCUGCUCGGCAGGAGACCCACCACUCAGCAGUUCAUCGACACCAUCAUCAAAAAGUACGGCACCCACCUGCUCAUCUCUGCCACCCUGGGAGGGGAGGAGGCCUUGACCAUGUACAUGGACAAAAGUCGCCUGGACAGAAAGUCAGGGAAUGCCACCCAAAGUGUUGAAGCUCUGCACCAGCUUGCAUCGUCCUACUUUGUUGACCGUGAUGGCACCAUGAGGAGGCUCCAUGAGAUCCAGAUAUCAACCGGAGCAAUCAAGGUCACAGAGACACGCACCGGGCCCCUGGGCUGUAACAGCUACGACAAUCUGGACUCUGUGAGUUCCGUCCUUCUGCAGAGCACCGAGAGCAAACUGCACCUUCAAGGUCUUCAGAUCAUCUUCCCUCAGUAUCUGCAGGAGAAGUUCGUCCAGUCGGCCUUGAGCUACAUCAUGUGCAACGGCGAGGGGGAGUACGUCUGUCAGAACAGCCAGUGUCGAUGCCAGUGUGCCGAGGAGUUCCCGCAGUGCAACUGCCCCAUCACGGACAUCCAGAUCAUGGAGUACGCGCUGGCCGGCAUGGCCAAGUCGUGGGCCGAAGCCUACAAGGACCUGGAGGACUCAGAUGAGUUUAAAUCGUUCAUGAAGCGUCUCCCUAGCAACCACUUCCUGACCAUCGGGAGCAUCCACCAGCACUGGGGCAAUGACUGGGACCUGCAGAACCGCUACAAGCUUCUGCAGAGCGCCACAGAGGCCCAGAGGCAGAAGAUCCAGCGCACCGCCCGCAAGCUCUUCGGCCUCAGCGUCCGCUGCCGCCACAACCCCAACCACCAGCUGCCCAGAGAGAGGACAAUUCAGCAGUGGCUUGCGAGGGUCCAGUCGCUUCUCUACUGCAACGAGAACGGGUUCUGGGGCACCUUCCUCGAGAGCCAGAGGAGCUGCGUGUGCCACGGCAGCACCACGCUGUGCCAGCGCCCCAUCCCCUGCAUCAUCGGCGGGAACAACAGCUGCGCCAUGUGCAGCCUGGCCAACAUCUCGCUCUGCGGCUCCUGCAACAAGGGCUACAAGCUGUACCGAGGCCGCUGCGAGCCGCAGAACGUGGACUCGGAGCGCAGCGAGCAGUUCAUCAGCUUCGAGACCGACCUGGACUUCCAGGACCUCGAGCUGAAGUACCUGCUGCAGAAGAUGGACUCGCGCCUGUAUGUCCACACCACCUUCAUCAGCAACGAGAUCCGCCUCGACACCUUCUUCGACCCCCGGUGGCGCAAGCGCCUGUCCCUCACUCUCAAGAGCAACAAGAACCGCAUGGACUUCAUCCACAUGGUGAUCGGCAUGUCCAUGCGCAUCUGCCAGAUGCGCAACAGCAGCCUGGACCCCAUGUUCUUCGUCUACGUCAACCCGUUCAGCGGGAGCCACUCGGAGGGCUGGAACAUGCCCUUCGGCGAGUUCGGCUACCCGCGCUGGGAGAAGAUCCGCCUCCAGAACAGCCAGUGCUACAACUGGACUCUGCUGCUGGGCAACCGGUGGAAAACGUUUUUCGAGACGGUCCACAUCUACCUACGCAGUCGGACUCGGCUCCCGACCCUCCUGCGCAAUGAGACUGGCCAGGGCCCGGUGGACCUGUCCGACCCCUCCAAGAGGCAGUUCUACAUCAAGAUCUCGGAUGUGCAGGUGUUCGGGUACAGCCUGAGGUUCAACGCCGACCUCCUGCGCAGCGCCGUGCAGCAGGUCAACCAGUCCUACACGCAGGGCGGCCAGUUCUACUCCUCUUCGUCCGUCAUGCUCCUCCUGUUGGAUAUUCGGGACCGAAUCAAUCGCCUGGCCCCCCCUGUAGCCCCGGGAAAACCCCAGCUGGACUUGUUCUCCUGUAUGCUGAAACACCGCCUGAAACUGACCAACAGCGAGAUCAUCAGGGUGAACCACGCCCUGGACCUCUACAACACCGAGAUCCUCAAACAGUCGGAUCAGAUGACAGCCAAGCUCUGCUAACGCGGGCUCCUGGCCGCGGGCGUUCCCUUUUGUUCUACAAACUGAACAGAACCAAGCGAAGCAAAACAAACGCACAUUUGUAAAAUGUAAUUACUAUUCAAAGGAAAGGAGGAAAAGUCUUCACUUGUUGGAAACGAAAAAACGUUCUAGCAACUGUAUAAAACCGUGGGGCAUGUUUGUUAUUUCUAUACUCUGUCGUGAGGAAGGGUCUCAGUCUGGGGAGGAGCUCGGAGGGAGGUGCUGCUUAGGCCUCAGGUGCUGUAUUGAGUGGGGGGGAUGGGAGAGAGCAUAUGCAACGAAUUGUAAAGAUCUCUGCUAUGCAGGUGCUAAGAUGAAACAGGAAACAGAAAGCUAUAUGUAAUGUACAACCCACACUGCCAUUUUUCCUCGUGGGAGGAAAUGGACAUAGAUAAAGAAGAUAUUUCUUCGGUUAUGAUUUCUUCCCUCUUUAUGCUGAAUUCCUUGUGGUUUUUUUUUUUGACUCCUCCGCACAUGAGGGUGGAGAUUCCGUGAC